This is a messenger RNA of Pyricularia oryzae 70-15, 1767 nucleotides long. RefSeq names its product phenol 2-monooxygenase. The transcript is spliced from 3 exons. Lineage: Eukaryota; Fungi; Ascomycota; Sordariomycetes; Magnaporthales; Pyriculariaceae. The record is from RefSeq and is a predicted model, not a curated record. Gene Ontology annotation, molecular function: FAD binding. Bases 1 to 1767 code for a protein of 588 amino acids.
AUGCUAGGUGUCAAUGCCCUCGUCAUUUCCAAUUCGCCAGGAACGGCAGAUGGCCCUAGAGCCCACAUUGUCAACCCAUUUGCCCUUGAAUGUCUUCGAGAUCUCGGACUGGAGCAAGACGCCGUCGCUCAUGGAGUCCGUGGAAAGGCCAUGUCGUCUAUGCGCUGGUCUGGCACCAUGGUCGGGGAGGAUUACGGCAAAGUCCACGCCUGGGGCGAAUCUCCCAAGACUGCGCACGACGUGAGGAUAGCCUCUCCCUGCGAGUUCCUCGAUUUGCCGCAAUACUGGAUGGAGCCGCUGCUCGUCCGCUACGCAACCCACCAUGGUGUCGAGAUGCGCUUCAAGACGGAACUCGUCAGCUUCGAGCGCGAGGAGAGCUCAGGCGCCAUAAUGUGCACGCUCAGGGACCUGACAACGCAACAUACGUACCUCGUACAGACCACAUACCUAUUCGGGGCCGACGGAGCGCGCAGCGUGGUGGCGCACUCGUCGGCUGCCAACUUCUCGUUUGAUCACAAGCCCUCCAAGGGUAUGGCAUGCAACAUCCUGCUCAAGGCCGACCUGUCGCGCGUCACCAACGCAGCCGAGCGCUUUGGUGGUUUGAACUGGCUCAUGCAGCCGGACCUCAAGGCGCGUUUCGGCAUCGCCCCGGCGCUGCGCAUGGUCAGGCCUUGGCACACAUGGCUCAUGGUUGCCUUUGCGCCGGGAGAAAAGGAUGACCCAUUCCAGGGUCUGACCCCUACCAGCCCCCGCCUGCUCGAGUUUUUGCGUCUGAGCAUCGGAGACCCAGACGUCGACAUCGAGGUGCUCAAGGUGGACCCGUGGAUGAUCCGGGAGUCGGUAGCGCUCAGCUUUGGCUGCGGAAGCAAAAAGCAAGACGACGACGGCGACGAGGGCAAGGACGACGGCCAUGACAUUUUCAUCCUGGGCGACGCGGCCCACCGACACCCACCAUCGUACGGGAUGGGUAGCAACACGGGAAUCCAGGACGCCUACAACCUGGGCUGGAAAGCCGCGUUCGUGGCCCGGGGCCUGGCUGGCGCGUCUCUCCUCAACAGCUACAGUGCGGAGCGGCAGCCGGUCGGUGCAGACCUUGUGCGCAUCUCAAACGAGGGCAUGGUCUCGCACUUUGCCGUGUGGGAGCAGCUGGGCAUGAUGGCACCCACGGCCGAGGACGGGCUGCGGCAGGUCCAGGAGCUGAGCGAGGCGAGCGCGGCCGGUGCGGAGCGCAGGGCGAAGCUCCACGAGGCACUUGAGAACAUGCGUAGCGAGUGCGAGAGCUUAGGGCUGAACAUGAACCAGUGGUACCAGUCCGGGGCCAUCUAUCUGGACGACGAGCCUGCGCCGCGGCCCGAGCUCAGGGGAGACCCGGUGGUCGACAUACAAAUCAGCACCUACCCGGGCGGCAGGCUCCCGCACGCGUGGCUCAAAGUACCGAAGUGCGGCAACGAACCAUCGACCCAGGACCUUGCGGGCGGCGGGUCGUUCUGUCUGCUGACAGGACACGGCGGAGAGGCCUGGCGCGAAGCGGCGGACGCAAUCGCCAAGGAGACGGGGAUUCCGAUCAAGACGGUUGCAAUUGGAUUCGGGCUUGAUUACCAUGAUGUUAAUCGUCAAUGGGCUGCGAGGCGAGAGGUAGGCGAGGACGGUUGUGUGCUUGUGCGACCGGACCGUUUCGUGGCGUGGAGGGCCACCGGAGCCGUUGCCGACUGCAAGGCUAAACUUGGCGUUGUUCUGGACCGGAUCCUGUCGAGAGAGGAGCUAUAA